Messenger RNA from Plenodomus lingam JN3, 891 nucleotides. RefSeq lists its product as uncharacterized. The record is from RefSeq and is a predicted model, not a curated record. Gene Ontology annotation, biological process: fungal-type cell wall organization. Gene Ontology annotation, cellular component: cell cortex of cell tip; plasma membrane. NCBI's taxonomy places the organism in Eukaryota, Fungi, Ascomycota, Dothideomycetes, Pleosporales, Leptosphaeriaceae.
AUGCGCCCCACCGCGCUCAUCCCUGCAGUAUGCUGCGUCGCAGCUCUGAUUCUCAGCUUCCUCUGUCUCUUUGCCGGCCACAAGAGAGGCUUCAUGGAGGGCUAUGAUCUCCUCACACUCAACACAUCUGCCCUUGGCGAAAAUCUUCUCAACUCGACACGCUCCUCCGACAAUCCCCUCACCAACCUGCUCAACUCCAUCUCAAACGACGUCUCCUCUGAAAUCAACGAGCGUAUCGGCCAAGUCGCUGAGCGUCUAGGCGUCGAGGACUUUUACUCUGCACACCUGCUUAACUACUGCUAUGGCCAAUACACCCCGCAAGAGGCAGCGAACGCAACUAUCAGUGAAGAUGACAUCAGCAAGAACAUCACAGGGUGUAGUCAGAGCAAGGCCAUGUAUAAGUUUGACCCCACACGCAUCGUUGAGGAUGCGCUCAACAAGACUACCGGCACAGAAGUUACACUCGACGACUUGAACUGGCCAUCAGACAUACAAAACGGAAUCCGGGCGCUCAAUACCCUCAUGGCAGCCAUGUUCGUCCUCUACGUCAUCGCCAUCUGCCUUAUUUUCAUUGCACUUGUUGCAGCACUCUUUGCCGUCAUCACCUCGGGCCGCCUAUCCGCUUGUCUCAACUUCUUGAUCGCAACGUUGGCUUUCGUGGCUAUUGGUGUUGCUAGUGGGCUAGUUACUGCAGUCAUGGUCAAGGCAACAGAUGUCAUCAACCAGUAUGGGAACGACGUCGGCAUCGAAGCGAACAGGGGUAACAAGUUCCUUGCCUUGACAUGGGCAGCCACGGGGUUGAUGCUCGUGGUGCUGCUGGCUUGGAUUGUCGAGUUUUGCAUUGGUCGCAGGCGUAAAGCUGUGAGGGAGACAUAUCCCAAGCACGGCUAA